AUGGCAGUAGAGAAGCGCUUGGCAUUCUCUAUUGUGCAGUUCCUGCGAGAUCAAAUGCACUGUGGUGCUUUGAAUUCCGAUGAGCAGGAAAGCCUCGAAGGUAGGUCAGCGUAGGAUCACUGUCUGUUCACAAAGUUUCUGGUAAAACUGCUUUUGAAAAUACUGUACCCUGCUCUCUCCAAUUCAGGGAUUUGUAAACUUGGUUGGUGACUCAGUUGUGGGUGGACUAUAAUAACAUGUGCACUAUGUUUUCUUAUCUAAUGGACCUACACGUAGCUGCCAAAACAAAGGAAACACCAACAUAAAUUGUCAUAUUAGGGUAUUGGGCUACCACGAGCCACCAGAACAGCUUCAAUGUGCAUUGGCAUAGAUUCUACAAGUGUCUAGAACUCUAUUGGAGGGAUGCAACACCAUUCUUCCACAAUAAAUUCCAUCAUUUGGUGUUUUGUUGAUGGUGGUGGAAAACGCUGUCUUGGCCGCCACUCCAGAAUCUCCCAUAAGUAUUCAAUUGGGUUGAGAUCUGGUGACUGAGACAAACACACACACACACACACACACACACACACACACACACACACACACACACACACACACACACACACACACACACACACAUAUAUACACACACACACACACAACAACUUUAAAACCACCUAUGCUCCUAUGAGACCCCUCUUUCAAAGUCACUGAGAUCUCUUCUUCUAGCCAUGGUAGCCAAAAUAAUGGGCAAACUGGGCAUUUUUAUACAUGACCCUAAGCAUGGGAUGGGAUGUUAAUUGCUUAAUUAAAUCAGGAACCAUACCUGUGUGGAAGCACCUGCUUUCAAUAUACUUUGCAUCCCUCAUUUACGCAAGUGUUUCUUAUUUAGGUAGUUACCUGUAUAACCAUAAUAUAAACAGCUCCAUUGAAUUGAAGCUACUCAGUGUUGACUAUUAUGUAAUUUCAACUAUUUUUUUCCCUUGUAGUUGCAAUACAAUGUUUGGAGACCACCUUCAAGAUCAACUCCAGUGACUGUCAUCUCACAGCACCACAACCUCUCACUGAAAUAUUCCUGAAUUCUCUCCUCAAGGUGGGGUUACUCUCUGAUUCACUACCUUGUUUCAAACUCGUUUACCCAAACUACAACAUUCACCUGUCUGUGUGCAGUUCAUCAAUCAUGCUCAAAUCAGUAACCUCACAAUCAGUAAACUACAAUAAUGUAUAAUGUGUAUGAGGCUUUAUUGAUAUUUUACUUUAUCUGUCAUUGUAUUUUCCUCAGAAUGAUCAGAAUAACCCGGCGCCACCAGAGACGUCCCCAUCACCAGAAGACACAGAGAGAGCAGAACAACUGAAGAAUGAAGGUACCUGGCACUGUUUUAAAAUGUAGUGUAGACUUAUGAUAAAUACACGUUGGAUGAGUGCAAACUCAGUUUUCCUUCAUAUUGACAAUGUUUUGUAAUGUUGUCAUAAAAUCUGUCAGUAGAUGUGAUCUGAUCAUCAGGCUGAAAUAAAAAACAAAACAAAAAACGCCAUUUCAUUUUCAGGGAAUAAUCACAUGAAAGAGGAGAACUACAGCUGUGCGGUGGAAUGCUACUCAAAAGCCAUUGAUCUGGACCUCCGAAACGCUGUCUACUACUGCAACAGGUACACACAACCGCUUCUGAAAAAGUAUUAACACUGUAUUCAAAUGAGAAAUAUAUAACAUAACACCUAAAUUAUGUCUGUAUCUAUUGUGUUUUUAUACCAACUAUAUUGGUAAUAAUUUUUGUAAAACUGUGACAAUAACUCAUGAUAUGCUUGUACUAUGCAUAGAUAAUGCAGUCACAGUCACAGGACUGUCUGAGCUGAAAGACAUAGUGGCAUACACAUCUGGUGAACCAGACUACUAGGCAGGCACACAGCUGCUGCAGCCUUUGCAUGUGCCUGCCUUAUUGAUCUGAGUGCAAAUAAAUGAACCUGAGUGUCUGGUUGUGUGUCUGGCUGUUGCUGUUGUCGUCACCGCAGGGCUGCAGCCCACAGUAAACUGGGGAACUACACAGAAGCAACGGGGGACUGUGAGAGGGCCAUAGGGAUCGACCCCAGCUACAGUAAAGCCUAUGGGAGAAUGGGGUGAGUUAGACAUGGGAGAGGAGUGGAAAUGUUGUUUACAAUGUCUAGUCAUGUAUCCUUUGAGGAAUAUGGCCUUUGUUUAGAGAGCAAUAGUAGUAUCUGAUGAUAAUGCAAGAAUUUGGCUUGAAAAUAGUCAUUGUUUUGCUCUGGAGUUAAACUUAAUGCACUUCUCCAAUGUAUCUUAUUCUCUGUGUGUCUCUAGAUUGGCAUUUACUGCUAUAAAUAAAUACCCAGAGGCCAUUUCCUACUUUAAGAAAGCUCUGGUGUUAGAUCCAGAGAACGACACCUACAAAUCCAACCUGAAGAUUGUUGAGCAGAAGCAAAAAGAGGCAGCCAGUCCUGUAAGUAGUGCUGUUUUACCUCCUUGUGGAAUUUCAUGUCUGAAGGUCAAUCUAAGCAAAAACACUAUAACACAUGUAAUAAUAUAUAAUUACUCCCCUACAAAUACUGGCACUACAGCGCCAAUAAUGGACACUUCAUUUACAUGUGAACACAACUCUCACUAGAGUUCUUCAUGUACUAUUAAAUGUGUAUCUUAUAUCCCACGGGUAUUCAAGUGUGUCAAGAUGUCACAGUUGUGUCAACAGCUGUAUCAGACACAAUUAAACAUUCCUGCUUUGAGCAGUGGUACAAAAUGAUAUCAUACUGAACCUACAGACGGAUUUUUCUUGUCAGAUUCAGCUUCAAACUGCACUAUGAAACAAAGAUAAAUGAUAUAAAGAAUGAUAGUCAAAAGCUUUGGAGCACCUUAAAUACAAUUUUGGCCAAAAAGGCAAACUCGGCUCCAUCAUUCAUUGAAUCAGAUGGCUCAUUCAUCACAAAACGCACUGGUAUUGCCAACUUCUUUCAUGAUUUUUUCAUUGGCAAACUUAGACAUGACAUGCCAACAACAAAUUCUGAACCUACACAUCCAUGCAUAACUAACCAAAUUAUGAAAGACAAGCAUUGUAAUUUUGUUGUCUAUCACAAUGACAAGCCACCUGGGUCUGACAACUUGGAUGGAAAAUUUCUGAGGAUGAUAGCGGACGAUAUUGCCACUCCUAUUUGCCAUCUCUUCAAUCUAAACCUACAGGAAAGUGUGUGUCCUCAGGCCUGGAGGGAAGCAAAAUUCAUUCCGCUAUGCAAGAAUAGCAAAGCACCCUUUACUGGCUCAAACAGCCAACCAAUUAGCCUGUUACCAAACCUUAAUAAACUUUUGGAAAUAAUUUAGUUUGACCAGAUACAAUGCUAUUUCACAGUAAACAAAUUAAUAACAGAUUUUCAGCACGCUUAUAGCAAAGGGCAUUCAACAUGUACGGCACUUACACAAAUGACUGAUAAUUGGCUGAGAGAAAUUUAUAAUAAAAAGAUUGUGGAAGCUGUUUUGUUAGAUGUCAGUGCAGCCUCUGACAUUAUCGAUCAUAAUCUGCUGCUUGAAAAAACGUAUGUGUUAUGACUUUAGAUCCCCUGCUAUAUUUUGGAUUGAAAGUUACCUGUCUAACAGAACUCAGAGGGUGUUCUUUAAUGGAAGCCUCUCCAACAUAAUCCAGGUAAAGUGAGGCAUUCCCCAGGGCAGCUGUCUAGGCCCCUUACUUUUUUCAGUCUUUACUAAUGACCUGCCACUGGCUCUGAGUAAAGCAUGUGUGUCUAUGUAUGCUGAUUACGCAACACUAUACACGUCAACUACCACAGCAAGUGAAAUCCCUGUAAGCAACACUUAACAAAGAGCUGCAGUCAGUUUCAGAAUGGGGUGGCAAGAAAUAACUAAAAGCAUUGUAUUUGGGACAAAUCAUUCACUAAACCCUAAACCUCGACUAAGUCUUGUAAUGAAUAAUGUGGCAAUUGAGCAAAUUGAGGAGACUAAACUGCUUGGAUUAACCCUGAAUUGUAAACUGUCAUGGUCAAAACAUAUUGAUGCAACAGCAGCUAACAUGGGGAGAGGUCUGUCCAUAAUAAAGCGUUGCUCUGCCUUCUUAACAACACUAUCAACAAGGCAGGUCCUACCGGCUGGCCCUUAAAUGUACAUUUUUUCUUUUUUUCUUUUUUUUUUACAUGGAAAGCUAAGUGUACACUGGCUCAAAAUAGAGGAGAGAUUGACUUCAUCACUACUUGUGAGAAGUAUUGACAUGUUGAAUGCACCAAGCUGUCUGUUUAAACUACUAGCACACAGCUCAGACACCCAUGCAUACCCCACAAGACAUGCCGUCAGAGGUCUCUUCACAGUCCCCAAGUCCAGAACAGACUAUAGGAGGCGCACAGUACUACAUAGAGACAUGACUACAUGGAACUCUAUUCCACAUCAAGUAACUCAUGCAAGCAGUAAAAUCAGAUUUAAAAAACAGAUAAAAAUACACUUUAUGGAGUGUGAAGAGACGGGGAGUGUGAAGAGACACACACACAGGCACAGACACAUGUAUACAUACACACGAUAACAUACGUACUAUAAACACGUACACAUGGAUUUUGUGUUGUAGAUACAGUAUGUGGUAGUAGAGUAGUGGCCUGAGGGCACACACUUAAUGUGUUGUGAAAUGUAUUGUAAUGUUUUAAAAAUGGUAUAUAACUGCCUUAAUUUUGCUGGACCCCAGGAAGAGUAGCUGCUGCCUUGGGAGCAGCUAAUGCGGAUUCAUAAUAAAUACAAAUACAAAAAUGAAGCCUUUGAAUGUUUGCUUGUUAUAGACAGCUACUGGACUGGGAUUUGACAUGGCCAGCCUCAUCAACAACCCUGCCUUCAUCAGCAUGGUAAGACUGUGAUUAGUGCUGGGCUGGAACAAACACCUGCACACAGCAUAUACUGUGCAUUCGGAAAGUAUUCAGACCCCUUCCCUUUUUCCACAUUUUGUUACGUUACAGCCUUAUUCUAAAAUGAAUAAAAUAAAAUAAAUAUCUCAUCAAUCUACACACAAUACCCCAUAAUGACAAAGUGGAAACAGGUUUAUACAUUUAUUUUGAUUUGGAAAGGUACACACCUGUCUAUAUAAGGUCCCACAGUUGAGCAAAAACCAAGCCAUGAGGUCGAAGGAAUUGUCCGUAGAGCUCCAAGACAGGAUUGUGUCGAGGCACAGAUCUGGGGAAGGGUACCAAAACAUUUCUGCAUUGAAGGUUCCCAAGAACACAGUGGCCUCCAUCGUUCGUAAAUGGAAGAGGUUUGGAACCACCAAGACUCUUCCUAGAGCUGGCCGCCCGGCCUAAACUGAGCAAUCGGGGGAGAAGGGCCUUGGUCAGGGAGGUGACCAAGAACCUAAUGGUCACUCUGACAGAGCUCCAGAAUUCCUCUGUUGAGAUGGGAGAACCUUCCAGAAGGACAACCAUCUCUGUAGCACUCCACCAAUCAGGCCUUUAUGGUAGAGAGGCCAGACGGAAGCCACUCCUCAGUAAAAGGCACAUGACAGCCUGCUUGGAGUUUGCCAAAAGGCACCUAAAGGACUCUCAGACCAUGAGAAACAAGAUUCUCUGGUCUGAUGAAACCAAGAUUGAACUCUUUGGCCUGAAUGCCAAGCGUCACGUCUGGAGGAAACCUAGCACCAUCCCUACGGUGGAAGCAUGGUGGUGGCAGCAUCAUGUUGUGGGGAUGUUUUUCAGCAGCAGGGACUGGGGGACUAGUCAGGAUCGAGGGACAGAUGAACAGAGAAAAGUUCAGAGAGAUCCUUGAUGAAAACCUGCUCCAGAGCGCUCAGGACCUCAGACUGGGGCGAAGGUUCACCUUCCUACCGGACAACGACCCUAAGCACACAGCCAAGACAACACAGGAAUGGUUUCGGGACAAGUCUCUGAAUGUCCUUGGCCCAGUCAGAGCCCGGACUUGAACCCGAUCAAACAUCUCUGGAGAGACCUAAAAAUAGCUGUGCAGCGAUGCUCCCCAUCCAACCUGACAGAGCUUGAGAGGAUCUGCAGAGAAGAAUGGGGAAAAACUCCCCAAAUACAGGUGUGCUAAGCUUGUAGCGUUAUACCCAAGAAGACUCAAGGCUGUAAUCGCUGCCAAAGGUGCUUCAACAAUGUAGUGAGUAAAGGGUCUGAGUACUUAUGUAAAUGUAAUAUCCGUUUUUUAUUUUUAUACAUUUGCAAAACAUUUCUAAAAACCUGUUUUUGCUAUGUCAUAAUGGGGUAUUGUGUGUAGAUUGAUGAGAGAGAAAAAAACUAUUUAAUCCAUUUUAGAUUAAGACUGUAACGUAACAAAAUGUGAAAAAGUCAAGGGGUCUGAAUACUUUCUGAAUGCACUGUACCUGGGUGGAAAUAGAUGUUGUUUUCCUUAAGGUACUUUAGGUGUGCUUAUACAGUGCACCAGAUGUGGGAGGUGGGGGUAUGCACUUUUGGGACUAUGCCAUUGGUUCUAUUACAUCAGACAAGUAAAUCAAGCGCACCUGCAAUAUUUGAAAGAAAAUAAAUACUAUAUUCGACCCAGGUCUAAACCACAUUGCAGUCCCUCCAGGGCCAAAGCCAUCCCUGGUCUAGACAAAUCCUUAACACAGGUUCCUCAUACUUAUUUUAUGAGUGUUUGUGAUACGGUUACUAGUGGAGAAUGCUUCCUAAAAUUGACCACAUGCCUGACACAGUUGGCCUGGUAUUCCACCAAUGCCAUUGUCAAGGGGCCUGGGGACAUUCAAGGGGUUGAUCAUGACUGGUUGAUUGAACGGGUGGCUGAUGGAAUGCCUGCCAGGCAGAGAGUGCAUGUCUUUAUAAGCAUACCAAUCCUCCAUGGCAGCAGCUGGGCUGAAUCAUAGUUUUACUAGACAGCUAUGAAAUUGGUACCAGCGCUAAGUAGCCACGCCACUGGAGAAUGCAUCUGGUUCCCCCUUAACGCUGUUAAUUAAUUGUCCUUUUCACACAUUUAAAUGGGAGACAUGGUGAUUGGCUUUGUGUGUAUUUGCAGGCCGCCAGUGUGAUGCAGAACCAGCAAGUGCAACAGCUGUGAGUGUUCUGCAUGUUUCAGCAUACACAGGGCUGGGGCUCAAUAGUGUGAGGUGUCCUUUCCUCAUCUCGUUUCCUUCAUCUGCACUGAUCUGAAUGAAUAAAUAGGUGAAAGCCACCCCACUGAAACUAUUGAGACACAGCUCAUCAAUAUUACCCCUACCUACAGUAUAUGUACAGUACAUAGCUACCUUCAAUUACCUCAUACCCCUGCACAUCGACUUGGUACUGGUACUCCCUGUAUAUAGUCAUGUUAUUUUUACUCUUUAUUUGUAUUCGUUAUUAAGUGUGUAUUUAUUCCUUGUGUCACAAUUUCUAUUUUUUAUUAAAAUGUGUAUCUUAUCUUUAACUCUGCAUUGUUGGAAAAGGACCCGUAAGUAAGCAUUUCACUGUUAGUCUACACCUGUUGUCUACGAAGCAUGUGACAAAUAAAAUUUGAUUUAUGUUUUACUUUACAAAAAUACCCUACAUCCCACUAAUUCAUAAUCCUGUGAUCAUUGCUUGAAGAAAGUCAGAAUUUAGGAAUUACUGUUCAAUUAUGCUCAGAUGUGUUACAAGGUUUUUGUCAUAAAAUGGCGUGUGACACAUGUUUAUAACUCUUUUGGGUUUUCUCUCUCUCUGUGGGCAGUAUGUCAGGGAUGAUGUCCAAUGCAGUGGGGGGUCCAGCAGCAGGAGUGGGGGGACUGUCGGACAUCUCCAGCCUGAUUGAAGCGUAUGGCAGCACCAUAGGGUUAUUACUGUAACAUACACAGGGACUCACAUUAGGGCUCUAAUUACACAUUUAAAAAAGCAUCAGACAUCAAGAAUUAGUGAGGUUUCAUUUUGACUAAAUUAUCAUGAAUGUUCCUUGACAUUUUAAAAGAUUUUAGAUAGUUUCCUUUAAAUAUUUGAUGUAGGAUGCUACAUCCUAGUUGUAUCACAAGCUGCCUGACACAAUGAGUACAUUAACAUGAUAAGUAAAGCAGAGAAACACUAAAUGCUAACUCCCCUGGUCUCUCUCCGUUUGCAGCGGUCAGCAGUUUGCCCAGCAGAUCCAGCAGCAGAACCCAGAGCUGAUCGAACAGCUGAGGAACCACAUCCGCAGCCGGUCCUUCAGUGGCAACGCUGAGGAGCACUCGUGA
Molecule: messenger RNA, 8096 nt
Organism: Coregonus sp. 'balchen'
Lineage: Eukaryota; Metazoa; Chordata; Actinopteri; Salmoniformes; Salmonidae
Source: the annotation of a GenBank genome assembly